AUGGCGUAUCGCACCUCAGCAGACCGUAUCAAUGGUUAUUCCCAUCAGGAAUACAGAUAUGAUGAGUGUGACGACGACCAUGCAUCCUUGUUUGAAGACUCGACCCCACGCAGUAGCUCUCAUCAUUACUACGACACCGAUUCUGUCAACUCCUCCUAUGCUCCAUCCACGGCGUAUUCAAUGAGGUCGGCAUCCACCGCCAUCACAAUUCCGUCCCGCGGUCUGGACCGUCCUACUUUGGAACAACAUAUCAGUCAAGGGCCUCAGGGCCUUUACGACCAGGGCGGUGAUCUAUGGUGCGAAUUACGCGUCGUGGCCGGCUGCGGCGCGAAUUUCUACCUCAACGAGGAGGGCGCCUGGAUCAACCACCACCUCAUGCACUUGAACAACUUGUUCCCCAGCACAGUCGUCUGCUGGUUCUGUGACGACUACCUGUUUUCCGUCAACGAACGAGCACCGCAAGCCGACCGCCAACGAAAUUUCGUUGACCGCAUGCGCCACAUCCACGGCCACAUACAAGGAGAUGAGAGCUUGACCAUAGAGAGCAUGCGGCCUGACUUCAACAUGGCUGAUCACAUGUAUCAAAACCGCUUGAUCAACGAACAAAUGUGGAGAGACUAUAAGAGUUAUACGGAGUUGCCGCCAGCGAUGAGGAUUCCUGGUACUCCAGGGUCGGUGUCAGAUAAUAGCCACCAACAUGGUCAAAGCCACAGCCAAAGCCAAAGGGGACCACAUGGUCCGCUUACUCCUCCGGAGGACGAUGGCUGGUAUCGAUCGCCUCGUGAGUUGGCGCGUGAAGACCGCAUGAGACGCAGAGGGGGAGGUUCCCGCCGGUGA
Sordaria macrospora k-hell is the source of this 837-nucleotide messenger RNA. The record is from RefSeq and is a predicted model, not a curated record. NCBI's taxonomy places the organism in Eukaryota, Fungi, Ascomycota, Sordariomycetes, Sordariales, Sordariaceae.